UGUUUACAUGGUAAAGUUCCCAGUCAGUCAUGUUCGGAUCUCUAGCAAUCAUUUGUGCAAGAUAGCUUUGGACUUUAGGAAGAUUGUACAGAACGACAACGUAUUUGGGUAUCGGGGGAUUCGCAAUGACAGAAUGCGCGUGUAUGAGGAGGGCUACUGUCUCCCCUUGCACAGAUAACUGCUAAUCGUAACUAGACGGAAUAUUUUCACCUUACCAACUUACAUUCAAUACCACUAAUGUAAAUUUUUGGGUUUAUUAUGAAGAAGCUAAUGGACGCGAGUGAUUAGAAAGUUUGGUAGAUAAUCUAGAAAGUUUGAGCGAAUCAAACACAGAAUGACUCCUAAAAAAAUUAGCCAGCAUUGUGUUUUGUUUGAUUUAAUUAAAACAUAAACUAGAUUCGAUAUAAGCCUAUAACGUUACAAAAAAUCCUCCAAUCAAAUGGGAAUGUCAUGUUCACUCUGCUCAAAACGGUACCUUAGCCUAAUUGGUGAAUUACUUUCCAAAAUUUUAUGAGUUCAAAUCGUCAAUAUGAAAUUAGGCUUAUCCAGCAUAUUGUUUCUCUUUUUCAUUGUUUUAACAUUGCCGACUGUCAACUUGGUAAUGGUCACUGGUCAGUGCACCAGUGAAAAAUAUUAUUGUCAUAUUUGUGUGUCAGUCAAGAUACCAUUCAUCAAACGAAUUGUAAAAUGGACAAAUUUUGAAUGUGUAUUUUGAUAUCUGACCUCAACGAUUUUAGUUGAAUUCAGCCGAAUUACUCAAUAAAUAAAAAACUAUGUAGCCUACCAUUACCAGACAAGAUACCCUCGAUAAUUCGGCCGUGAAUGGUUGUUUUCCAUAGUUAUUGGCAAUCACUGAUAUUCUCGCAAAAUUCAAACGCACGAAUCGCAAACGUUUUUCACAAGCCUGAGACUUUCGUUUCUCCGCGAAAUUUAAGCUCAAAGUCACAUAAACGCGUGGCAAGACGACUACUUUACAUGAGCAAAGCUGUUUGUGAGCCUUGAGCCAUCGUUGUGAAAUGUGGUGUUGAAGUAGCCAUCUGUGGAAGAAUUAAAAUAUUCUAUCUGGUCAAGUGUUACUUGCUACGUUGUGUUAACUUAUAUGUCUUUGUCGCAUAUUUAAAAUGAUGUCAGAAAGGCAGCCAUUGCAAAUUUUGGACGACAAUAAGCAAAAUGGACAAAAACGUAUCCAGCCAUCUCGAGCUGCUAAAACGAGUCACAAAUGGUUUUCAUCAAGAAAUGAUAAAUGCGUUGGGAAAACAGCAUACGGAAGGAACGAAAUGGGAUGUUCCUACAUGCAAUCAAAUGAGAAGGAAAAUCAGUGUACAAGUGGCAAACCGAUAAUAUGUCACCUGAACAAGUUCUUCAGCAAAUCAGAACAAACCAACAGUAAAGAUUCAUCUCGAGUCAUCAGGCUUCCGUUACAGGCAUUAACGGUACCUUCAAUGAAGCCGUUAGGCUAUUUCCAUUCCGCGACAGAACGAAACGAAAGUGAAAAUACGUCCAACAAAAUCUCAUUUUUUCCGCCAAUACCAAAAAGUCCAAUUGAUAGUGAUAAUUCGAUGUCCAUUAGCUUGGACACUAUUUCUGAAACAUCAUUCUUGGAUUGUGAAGAUACCGAAAACAAAACAAACGAUUCGGCAUUCUUUUCGUCGACUCAAAGUAGUAUACCAUUCGUCGAUUCACAGGAAUUUGAAAGUGAGAGCGGAAGCCAGCCAUUCAGCUUGGCCAAAUGUACGAUAAGCAGACCUUCUAGCCCUGCUGAUAGCACAACCGAUGUGGUAGAUGAAUACUUUCCUGACAUUUUAUCAUACAUGAAAGAAGCUGAAAAUCGAUAUCGACCACGCGGUGACUUUAUGCAACGCCAGCCAGAAAUAAGUUCUACCAUGCGGACGAAAUUGGUUGAUUGGUUAAUCGAAGUUCAGGAUGAGUAUAAACUCGAAAAUGAAACAGCUUCACUAGCAGUUGCAUACUCUGAUCGAUUUCUUUCUAUGAUGUCCGUUACCAGAUCUAAGUUACAACUUCUCGGCACAACGGCGAUGUUCGUAGCUGCAAAAUACGAAGAAAUUUAUCCGCCCGACUCGGACGAGUUUGCUUACGUUACUGCAGACACUUACUCAAAAUCUGAAGUCCUGUUGAUGGAAAGAUUACUACUUCGCGUUCUUGGAAGCAGCCUGGCCGUACCAACAGCAAACCAGUUUGUCGGACUCCUGCUUCACAAUUCUAACGCAACUAUCCAAUUUCGCUCAUUUGCAACGUAUCUAUCUGAAAUAACAAUGUUAUACGAUCGAUAUCACAAAUAUUCAUACUCAGUUCUUGCAGCUUCGUCUAUUUCCGUAGCAAGUUUCCUGGCAAAGAAUUUUUCAUCUCUUCUCGAAAACGGCUCCAAGGAUAUUAUUCAAGGAAAAGGUGUUGAUAAAAUUACGAAAGAUUUCUGUAAACUGCACUCAAAUCCUUGCAAAUUAUCAUCGAUUGUUCGAGCCUACAUGGAAGAUUAUCAUGACGAGAUAUACGCUUGUUCUUUGGAACUGUUUAUCAGUCACAAAGAAAUUAACUCAGCGCCUCAACAAUUUGUGAAAGAAAAAUAUUCCAGUAAAAAACAUCACAAAGUUGCACUUAUCCCGUCUUUCUCUGUUUCUGAGUGUCAAGAGUCAGGAGUUGUUACUCCUUUCGUGUUUGAUCGUGAAGUUUUGUUGUCUAUUUGGACGUGAAUUCCGAACCUAAUGGUUACAAUCUGGUCCAAUCGAUAUAACAUCUUUCCGAAGAACAAAUCAGGCUCGAUAUCAUCAGGAGAGCUUGGAUUUCAACAACCCUCAAAGUAGAUAUUGCCAAGACUAUGUUCAAAGUAUAUAUAAUGAGAGAAGAUUCAAUAAAUGCAUGCAUAUUUUUUUACCGGAUGCAGCACACGAUAAACUAUACAGAAGUAGAGCAUCAAAUAGUAGUAUUCAGUGCGCUGCACCUGUGCAUAAUUUUAAUAACAAAAUUAGUGUUGUGAAAAUCGCAGUCGGUGUUACGAAAAUUUCGUAAUAAAUUAUUCUGCGCUUUUAAUAGAGCGUUUCGCCUAGAUUCGAGAUUCACUGCAUAUUAGUCGCAUUAAUCAAUAUCAAGGUCGUUUGUGUAUACGCAGACAUUUUUGAGAUCUGUUGACCGGUUAGUCAAUUUUGUUUUAUUACUGACUGACUUGCUAUAAUUAGCGGGAAGUUUUUCUGCUUUGUG
This is a messenger RNA of Styela clava, 3213 nucleotides long. RefSeq names its product cyclin-A2-like. The record is from RefSeq and is a predicted model, not a curated record. NCBI's taxonomy places the organism in Eukaryota, Metazoa, Chordata, Ascidiacea, Stolidobranchia, Styelidae.